Molecule: messenger RNA, 1728 nt
Organism: Ziziphus jujuba (common jujube)
Lineage: Eukaryota; Viridiplantae; Streptophyta; Magnoliopsida; Rosales; Rhamnaceae
Product: F-box protein PP2-A13-like
Exons: 2
Coding region: 643-1029 (128 amino acids)
Molecular function (GO): protein binding
Source: RefSeq, a predicted model, not a curated record
UCCACUCAUUCUUAUCCACCAAAAAAUUAAGAGAAAACCAAUCCAAACGAUAAUAAUAACUCAAAGUGCGAAAGAACAAAAUGUUAUUUCACUAAGCAACUCCAAAACGCUCUCACUCAAAGCGCGUUCAACAUAAUCCCAAAACGACAGCGGCACAGGCGACAUCAAGUAGCGCGUGAAAAUCAUUUUCGAAAACGUGAGAGUACGAUUGGCAAGCAAGAUUUCUACAAUUCCAAUGGAUCAGAACAUGUCUUCGUCUUCUUUGUUGCUCUGUCAACUUCCAAAAACCUGGUAGCUCACAGUCUGCUCCUUCAGAUUCCAGAGCAAAAAUUUCGAUGAUUUCGGCUCCAUUUUGAGAAAACCAGAGGAUUAUUUGAGAGAUUCAGCUUCUGGGUAUUGCAAAUCUCCCAUGUAUUUGAAUUCAAAUUCUGGGUUAAACGUCGUUCUCUUUACAUUUCUGUCCCUUGAACUUUGCCAGAAAAUUUACAAGUUCAGGUUCAAAUUAAAGGCUUAGAAAUCGAAAAUCCAUAAUCUGGGUUCUUUUUGGUUUUGGUGUUUCUGGAUUUCGUGUUUUUGAUUUUUGGGGUUUUGGAGAUAUAUAUAUAUAUAUAUAUAUAUUUAUAUAUUUUUAGGGAGGGGUCAAUGGGUGCUAAUAUGUCAGGUGGAGUUACGGACAUGGAAGGUGUAGUGAAGCCGAGGCUUGGGGAUAUUCCAGAAAGCUGUGUGGCAUUGGUUUUGAUGUAUAUGGACCCGCCUGAGAUUUGUAAAUUAGCUAGGUUGAAUCGAGCCUUUCGUGGAGCUUCUUCAGCGGAUUUCAUCUGGGAAUCGAAAUUACCUUUGAAUUAUCGGUUUAUUAUUGAGAAAGUUUUUCAAGAGACGAAAAUGGUGGAUAACCUGGGGAAGAGGGAAAUCUAUGCUAGACUUUGCAAGCCUAAUUCAUUUGAUGGUGGCACUAAGGAAAUUUCGCUGGAUAAAAGUACUGGUGGAAUUUGCUUGUUUAUUUCUUCAAAAGCGUUAACAAUUUCUUGAAAAAAAAAUGGCUUAUUAAAUAACCAUAAUAUUUGAAAAAAUUACAAAAAUAUCAUUUAACUUCAUUAAUUAAAUGGAGCUCAAACAAAUAGAAAGCUUAAUAUUUGAAAAAAUUAUAAGAAGUGUCAUCUAAUCUUUUAUCCUCAUUUUUAGUAUUUCUAUAGAUAAAUAGUUCUCCUUUAUGUGUGAUAUUGGUAAAAAUGUGGUUCUCUUUGAAAGUUUCACUGGACAUUUACCUUUAGACACAUCAUCCCCAUUAAAUUAAAACAAAAAAAAUCUAUCAAGUUAUAUGCUGUUUUGUACGCCACAUAUCGUUCUUCUUGGCGUGGAGAAAACUCUUAACAUUCCAUGUAAAUAAAGCUUAACAUGGAAACAAUUACACCACAGCACGUGCAAUGUUUGUUUUUUAUUCUUCAAAUAAGUAGAUAAUGUAAAUUCACAUUAAUCAACCAUGGCAUUAAAAAAUUAAAUGCAGUUGAAAUAAUCAAAAUACAAAUAAAUCAUGUUUGUUUUAUUUCUUUGAAAAGAUAUACUGAAUUUGACAAAUUGAAUCCAUCGCCAAAGGACGUAAUAUAGUUUCAUGGGAAAGAGAAUUUAUGUCUUUAUUAAUCACAUGCCUAUUGGUUUUUGUACUUUUUUUGUUUUAUUGUUAUUAUUAUUUUUAUUUUUUUUGUGAAUUGCACAUGCCUAUUUGUUGGU